AUGGACAGCGCAGUACACUCCCGCGCUGGUACCUAUGCAUUCUCAGCGAUUGAGUCCAUUGCAACUCUCCAAUACUAUUGCCUAGCUGCCAUAGUGAUACUUUAUUACGACUUCGCUCUCACAUUCCGGCAGGAGAUACAGCGAAUAUGGAAGCAGAAGAUAUCCAUCGUCUCCUGUAUCUUCGUCCUCAACAGAUACCUCACCUGCUUGGGGUAUAUUCCCAUCGUUUAUUUCUUGUUUAAUUCUCCGGAUAGUGACAAGGCGUGUACGGCAUUUGCACGAUUUCCUGGUGCCUUAAGCACGAUUACACAGGUGUUCAAGUCGCUGAUACUUGACAUUCAGCUUUUCAUAGUCGUAAUUCUUAUCAUGCGUGUUUAUGCUCUGUACCAAGCCAAACGUUGGAUACUAUGGCUCACUGUUCCUCUGGGAGCGUUGAGUGUUGCGAUCGCUGCGGAAUAUGAAUCUAGAAAAUUAGCUUUCAAACUUUCGUGGUUCAUUAACGGCGCUUUCGACAUAUUAAUAUUCCUCCUUACGGUCGUCAAGACAUGCUAUAUUUCUAAAGAGCACAGACAAGCUGGAAUGCGUUCGGGUUUAACACGAUUACUUAUCAGAGACGGUGGAAUGUUCUUCGGGUAA
Molecule: messenger RNA, 636 nt
Organism: Fomitiporia mediterranea MF3/22
Lineage: Eukaryota; Fungi; Basidiomycota; Agaricomycetes; Hymenochaetales; Hymenochaetaceae
Exons: 10
Coding region: 1-636 (211 amino acids)
Source: RefSeq, a predicted model, not a curated record